Messenger RNA from Notothenia coriiceps (black rockcod), 1667 nucleotides. It is a transcript of the gene dnm3b, whose product is annotated as dynamin 3b. NCBI's taxonomy places the organism in Eukaryota, Metazoa, Chordata, Actinopteri, Perciformes, Nototheniidae. Bases 455 to 1654 code for a protein of 399 amino acids. Gene Ontology annotation, molecular function: GTP binding; GTPase activity; microtubule binding. The record is from RefSeq and is a predicted model, not a curated record. The transcript has 10 exons. Gene Ontology annotation, biological process: receptor internalization; synaptic vesicle budding from presynaptic endocytic zone membrane. Gene Ontology annotation, cellular component: microtubule; cytoplasm; synapse.
UCAGCGUUGCAAUUUACACCGCGGAACGCAAGGAAGAGGGGGGCGAGGAGAAAAAACAGAGAGAUUAAUCUGUCAAAUUUGUGUUCGGGAUGAGACCGCUCUGACAUUCAGCCGUGCGGAAAAACAGAAAGCCCACAUGCGAAGACAUUUUAAUCACAGCAGUUGGGGAUCAAGCUGAUGCACCGCCAUAGCAGGUGGUGCUUGUAUAAUCGUCCGGGGUCUCGUCUUUGCUGCCUGAUCUGCGCGUCGCUUCAGCACUGGACAGCGACCAUCGGAAAACACUGAGGCGGGUCGGUGCGACCCUCGCUUGGCUCGGGGCAAUGCGCGGCUAGAUGACUUCACUCCACGAACAAGCACCGCGGUAUCCUGGACUAAUAUAGCAGCGCCACAAUCCCCCCUCCAUCCUCUCUAUCUCUCUCUCUCUCCAUUUAUAUUCUCUGAUCCCAAAGGCACCAUGGGAAACCGUGGCAUGGAGGAUCUGAUCCCGCUGGUCAACAAGCUGCAGGAUGCCUUCAGCUACAUCGGCCAGGCGUGCAACCUGGACCUGCCGCAGAUCGCGGUGGUCGGCGGGCAGAGUGCCGGGAAGAGCUCCGUGCUGGAGAACUUUGUAGGCAGGGACUUUCUGCCCCGUGGAUCUGGCAUUGUCACCCGCAGGCCCCUGGUUCUGCAGCUUAUCAGCGCCACUGCAGAAUGGGCUGAAUUCCUGCAUUGCAAAGGGAAGAAGUUCACAGACUUCGAUGAGGUCCGUCAGGAGAUCGAAGCGGAGACGGAUCGCGCCGUCGGGGCCAACAAAGGCAUAUCCCCCAUCCCCAUCAACCUGCGGGUGUACUCCCCUCACGUGUUGAACCUGACCCUCAUCGAUCUGCCGGGGAUCACCAAGGUGCCGGUUGGUGACCAGCCGGUGGACAUCGAGCAGCAGAUCAGAGACAUGAUCAUGCAGUUCAUCACCAGAGAGAGCUGCCUGAUCCUGGCCGUUACCCCGGCCAACUCUGACCUGGCCAACUCCGACGCUCUCAAACUGGCAAAGGACGUCGAUCCACAGGGUCUGAGGACUAUUGGAGUAAUCACCAAACUGGAUUUGAUGGAUGAGGGAACAGAUGCCCGAGAAGUACUGGAGAACAAGUUGCUGCCGCUGCGAAGAGGUUAUAUUGGAGUGGUGAACCGCAGUCAGAAGGACAUUGAUGGAAAGAAAGACAUCAAGGCAGCUCUGGAGGCCGAGAGGAAGUUCUUCUUGUCCCACCCGGGAUACAGGCACAUGGCUGAAAAAAUGGGCACCCCUCGGCUGCAGAGAGUGCUCAACGAGCAAUUGACCAACCACAUCCGGGACACCCUGCCAGCUUUCCGCAGCAAGCUGCAGUCCCAGCUGCUGGCUCUGGACAAGGAGGCAGAGGAAUACCGGGGAUACCGACCUGAUGACCCGUCCCGCAAAACCAAGCAGCUGUUGCAGAUGGUGCAGCAGUUCUCUGUAGACUUUGAGAAAAGGAUUGAAGGCUCAGGUGAUCAGGUGGACACAGUGGAGCUGUCUGGUGGAGCCAAAAUCAACCGCAUAUUCCACGAGCGUUUUCCCUUUGAGCUGGUCAAGAUGGAGUGUGAUGAGAAGGAGAUGCGUCGCGAGAUCAGUUAUGCCAUUAAGAACAUCCAUGGUAUCAGGUAGGAAUUUGUCCCCC